UUGCCGCUGGUGACAGUGAGUGGGCAGAGUGUGACAAAGUCAAAAAAACCUGGUGGCGGUGGCUUUUACGCAGAAAAUGAGAGGAAAUCAGUCGAGUCACGCUGUGGAUUGUUUAGAAGGAUCAAUGGGCGAAAUUCUAAAAAAGCGAUCGGGUUGCUGAUUGCUAAAUCGUUUUGAUAAACUGCCUUCAGUCACUUAAAUGAUGAGCUGAUGAAUGAGGAACAGCGAUGGUAACGUCAAACAGGAGGAAGACGCUGAGGUGAUGGAGGAACCGCCACGAAAUUAGUCCAAAAACAAAUGACUGAUGAUUAUUUUCUUAUGAUGGGACCAAGAACGUGGUUUUAACGCUUUAUGGACUCUAAAUAACUUUUUUUUCUACCAUGCAUAAGCGAUGGAUAUGUCGGAGGCUCCCGAUCUUGGUUUUCACCUUCUUCAUCAUUCUUUACGUGGACUUUCAGUUACGCACCAGCAGCUUUCCCAAACGCAGCGUGGCUCAUCAUCCGGCACCCGGCGCGCUACCCAGGUCCAUCCGGCAGCCUCCAUCCGCGGCCAAGGACGCGCAGGACCCGGCUAGCAACGGGAGCAGCGCGGCCGGAGGUCACCCGGGCUCUGAGGGCGCACAUGUCACCCGGCCGAAACUGAAGCUGGAGGACAUCUUCGUCGCCGUGAAGACCACCCGCAGGUUCCACAAGACGCGCCUCGCGCUCCUGCUGGAGACGUGGAUCUCCAGAACCAGGGCGCACACUUUCAUUUUCACAGACGCAGAGGAUGAAGACUUGCGUUCAGAAGGUCUGAACAUGGUGGUAACAGGCUGCCAGUCAGAUCACAGCCAACAGGCUCUGUCCUGCAAGAUGUCUGCCGAGUACGACGGCUUCAUGGCCUCAGACAAGAGGUGGUUUUGUCACGUGGACGAUGAUAACUACGUGAACCCGGAGGCCCUCCUCUCCCUGCUGUCGGCCUUCCCCCAGGACAGCGACAUCUACGUGGGCAAACCGAGUCUGGACAAGCCCAUCACUGCUCACGAACUGCUGGAGGGCAAUGCGACGAGGGAAGUGCGUUUCUGGUUCGCUACUGGAGGAGCAGGAUUCUGUCUGAGUCGGCGGCUGGCGGAGAAAAUGGCUCCUUGGGCCAGCGGCUCCCGGUUCGAGCAGACGUCGGCGGCGAUCCGCCUCCCCGACGACUGCACGGUGGGCUUCAUCGUGGAGAAGAGGCUGGGCAUCUCCAUGGUCCACUGUCCUUUAUUCCACUCCCACCUGGAAAACCUGCUGCUCGUCAGCCACAGAAGCUUGCCACACCAGGUGACUCUGAGCUAUGGGAUGUUUGAGAACAAGAUGAACAGCAUUGAGGUGAAAGGGAGCUUCUCUAAGGAGGAAGACCCCUCCAGGUUUAAGACUGUCCACUGCAUACUGUAUCCGUUCACCAGCUGGUGUCCUUGAGCUCGUCACGGAGGACUACCACGUCCAAACGCUCACGGGAUGAGGCUGGUGAUCGUGCUGGUCGGGGUACUUCCCCUGGGUAUCGUCUGAAUGCAGAGAAAACAGAUGGAUGUGAUUGGAUGGAGCGGUCUGAGAAGCAGGAAGUGGAAGUGAAGAUUUGGAAAUCUGUUGACCUACGACCGCUCGCUCUUAGUUGUCCUCCUGGGCCUGCUCCGAGUGAUCAGACGGACAGAAAACAGGAUCUUGACUCUAAACUGGGGACAGUUUUCUCUUCUUCAGCUCAGAGUCACAAACAGACUGUUAAAUGAAGAAACUGAGGACUUGUGUCUUUACUACUGAAUGUUUUUGCUUGUUUGGAACAUUUUAUCUGUGGGAGUGAAGCACUUAAGACAUGAAAUUGUAAAUAUUUCUAAAAACUGACAGAAAGUUCUGUUUACAUUGAUGACAUUUAGAUUCAUGUUUUGUUUUACUUUUUCGUCAUGAUCAUACAAAUUGUCAAAUUUUGUAAAGCUGAUGAUUUGAAGUACACAGAAGGUGCAAAUAGCACGGCUGCAGCAGGCUUAUUUUUAGUUUUCAUUGAUGUGUGUGUGUGUGUGUGUGUGUGUGUGUGUGUGUGUGUGUGUGUGUCGUUAUGAAGGGGACUAUGUCCUUGUGUCUAUGAAGUGUGCAGACACUGACCCAUUCUGACCCACCCCGUUCUCCCUCCUUAUCCAAACCUCCUGUUCUCCCUCCCUCCUUUUCUCACUUGCUCCCUUCUUUCCUCCACCCCUCCAUCUGUCUCUCUGUUUACUCAGUUUUGUCCACAGUCACCGCGCUGUGCCUCCUCCAAGGCCACGGCUGAAAGUAAACUGAACUUCCACUCGU
Molecule: messenger RNA, 2300 nt
Organism: Chelmon rostratus (copperband butterflyfish)
Lineage: Eukaryota; Metazoa; Chordata; Actinopteri; Chaetodontiformes; Chaetodontidae
Gene: mfng
Product: MFNG O-fucosylpeptide 3-beta-N-acetylglucosaminyltransferase
Exons: 8
Coding region: 381-1436 (351 amino acids)
Biological process (GO): regulation of Notch signaling pathway
Cellular component (GO): membrane
Molecular function (GO): O-fucosylpeptide 3-beta-N-acetylglucosaminyltransferase activity
Source: RefSeq, a predicted model, not a curated record